CAGUGUCUGAAGAUUGGUGCCUUGUCUCGAACAACAGCAAGCACCAACAUGAAUGUACAAUCCUCACGGUCUCAUGCCAUCUUCACUUUACACAUUAAGCAGCAUAGGCUGGUCAGAGAUGAGAGUUUGGCUGCAGAUGAUGGGAAAGAUGCAGAUUCCACUGUGUCUUCAGUAACUGAAUUUGAAACAUUAACAGCCAAAUUCCAUUUUGUUGAUCUUGCUGGUUCUGAGCGACUGAAACGAACAGGAGCCACAGGAGAUCGAGCAAAAGAGGGAAUUUCUAUCAACUGUGGUUUGCUGGCUCUGGGAAAUGUGAUCUCAGCUUUGGGUGACAAAGCCAAGAAGGGCAGCCAUGUUCCCUAUCGGGACUCAAAGCUUACUCGACUACUUCAGGAUUCCUUAGGUGGUAAUAGUCGCACCUUGAUGAUUGCUUGCAUUUCACCCUCUGACCGUGACUUCAUGGAAACAUUGAAUACUCUUAAAUAUGCCAACCGAGCCCGCAAUAUCAAGAAUAAGGUGAUUGCAAAUCAGGAUAAGGCCAGCCGGCAGAUUGCUAGCCUUCGAGCGGAAAUACAGGCACUUCAACAGGAACUGGCUGAAUACAAGACUGGUAAACGAACAGUAGAUGCAGAAGGGCAGGAAAGCAUCAAUGACAUGUACACAGAAAACACCAUGCUGCAGACAGAAAACGAAAAACUGCGACAGCGCCUUAAGGUGCUGAGUGAAGCCAUCGAAUCCCUGAAGGCUGAUAAUGCUCAGCUGCUGGCUGAGGCUGCUACUUUCUCCCUUAUGGGACCAAAUGGUGAGGUCAGCAAUGAAGAUGUUGUGAACCAGAUAAAGAAGUAUUUGCAGGAAAUUGAAGAUUUGAAGGCCAAGCUUGCAGAAUCUGAGGCAACAGUUGAACAGUUGAAACGUCGCAACUUAAGAUCACCACAUUCACCCAUCCGACCUUCUUCUGUGAACAGCAUGUCAUUAUCUCUAAUGUCUAGCAUGACUUCCUCCAUGGGAGGUUUUGAGGCACCAGUUUCCCCAGAGGCACUAACAUCAUCCUUGUUGGAUGUUGCGCGCAGGGAGGUGAAGAAAAUGAAAAAAAUCCGAAACAGAUCAGAGUCACAAACAAGUUCUCAUGGGAGUGACAAAGAAAAUCAGAGUAUAGGAAAUAAGCACAAUGGCCAUGUUCAUGAGAGCAGUGACCUCCCAGAGAAUGUGGAGAUGCAGGAGAAAUCUGAUGACAAUGAAGAUGAAACAAGCUUACUUGAUGAGGAAGAUGACGAGGAAGAUACUGAGGAAUCAGACUCUGGUUCUGAGUCCAGAGUGGAACUUAUCUUGGAUUACUGGCUGUGCUGGUCAGACUCGGAUAACAUUCAUGAGGACCUUGCCGAAUUGACAUGCGAGAUUUCAAUAAAGCAGCGGCUUAUUGAGGAGCUAGAAGCGUCCCAAAAGAAACUGCAUGCUAUGAAGAUGCAGUAUGAGGAAAAAGUCCUUCAGCUUCAGAUUCGCAUCAAAGAAACUGAAGUGGAACGAGAUACUGUGUUGUCCAACAUUGGGCAAAUAGAAUCCACGACAACUGAGAAGACAAAGAAGAUCACAGCAGAGUAUGAGAAGAAGUUGAGUAACCUCCAGUCAGAACUGAAGAAAAUGCAAGCUGCCAAAAAAGAACAUGCUAAGCUUGUUAAAAACCAGUCUCACUAUGAGAAACAGCUUCGCACCUUGCAACAUGAGCUGGCCGAGAUGAAGAAGACAAAGGUAAAGCUAAUGAAACAGGUAAAAGAGGAGGCAGACCGAAACAAGCAGACGGAAGCGCGGCGUAAUCGGGAAGUGGGGCAGAUGAAGCGUGAACAGUUGCGAAAUGAAAACAUCAUAAAAAAUUUAGAACGAGAAAAGCAGCAAAAGGAACUCAUAUUGCGGCGUAAGCAAGAGGAGGUGGAAGCAUUGCGCAAGAGGCAGAAACCCAUGUCAAAUCGUGCUGCAGGCAGAGUGGCCAAGUAUGACAAGCCAGUCACAGAACCCGAAGCUCCUCUCUCAUCCAUGCGCAGACAUCGGAGAGUAGAGUUUUCACCAAAGGCCGCCAAAAAUAAAUGGGAGCGCCUUGAAAAAUAUAUGAAUGCUGUGAUUACAAAAAAGCAAACCGUUUCACUCAUGGAAAGAGACAUGAAUAUAUGGCUGAAGCAAAGAGACAAAACAAUCAAGAAAAUGGAGCACUAUCAAAAGAAGAGGAAGGAUCUUGCCGAUGGUCUUAAGGAUGAUGAAACUGUUCGAGAGCUCGAUGACAUCAUUCAAGGAUUGCAGCAACAAGUGGCUUUUGCUCAGGACAACAUCAAUGAGUGUCAGAUGGGCAUCAUGCAGGUGGAAGAGAGCAAGGAUGAAGCAGAGUCUUUGGAUACAGGGCAGUUUUUCAAUUGCUGCUCACUGGAGGAGGCACGGUAUUUGUUGGAGCACUGUCUACAAAUGUCCACUGAUCGUGGCCUACAGCUAGCAACUAAAGAGGCAGAGUGUCGAGAACUGCUGGCCAAGCUGCACCAAACGGAGUUGAACAACACCCUGCAGCAAGACCUGCUGCGCCACAUGAUGCAGGACAAUGUCUGCAUUGAGACAGAUGAUCUUAUGACAUAUAGUGAUGCUGAUGAUAUAGAGAGUGAGAGCAGCUCAUCCUCAUCCCCUGCUGACAGCAUGUUUGAAUCCAAUGGUAGUGCCCUUCACCCACCUCACUUCACUGGCAUCAUUCCCACUUCUGAUGCCCACAGCUCUGCUGCUGCCAUCGCUGCCCGGAAAGAGAAGGCUAGAAGAAAAACUGCCACUCCAGAGGACUUGCUUUAUGCUGGCAACACUGAAGCCUGCAAGCCACUUUUGCCAGUUCUGGAGACACCUGAAGAAGAAAAAAGAAACAAGCCUGGCAUUAUAGAUGCCCAGGAUGAUGAUGGAACACCUGUAAAACAAAAAGGUGCUGGAGAUGAAGGUUUGGAGCUGCAAGACAAGCUGCUUAUGCCUCCUCCAAAGGCUCUUCCAAAACCGACAGCUAACAGGACUGUUAGUACUCUGCCUAUUCCAUCUCCAACCAUAAAAAGACGUGAACUUCGAAGGUCUCCCAGCAGCCCAGAAGCAUCACCAGUCAUGCAACGCAAAAAUACCCCUUCUAAUAUAACAGAUCGCCAGGGUGGUCAGUCCAGCUCUCUAGACACUUCAUCAGAUACAACUCCGCCAUCUUCCCCUCCAAUGUUAAGGCGAAGUGGCCGCAGCAGUGAUGAUAAUGUCUUCUCACGUUUGUCUGGGAAUAGUCAGACUUUCAGUCACAAUUCUAAUAGGGGGAACAUAGUAACAACCAACAGCAUAAAAAAUGUGGGAAGCAAAUCCCCUUUCUUAACAUGCACUCACAUAGCUGAAGGUCACACCAAAGCAGUGUUGUCUGUGGAUGCUACAGAUGAUAGGAUUUUUACAGGCAGUAAAGACCGCACUGCGAAGGUCUGGGACUUAGCAAGUGGCAAGGAGGUGCAAUCGCUGGCAGGCCAUCCCAACACUGUGCUUCGUGUCAAGUACUGUCCAAUCUCCAGACUGAUUUUUACUGUUUCACAGUCAGCUGUUCGUGUGUGGGAUGUUCGUGUGAGCCCAGCCUCUUGUCUUCGAACCCUGAGCUCGUCAGGUCUCACAACGGCUGGGACUACAUCAUCUGUUAGCAACCGACAGGUGGAGUCGGCAUACCGGGAACACAACAUUUCCGAUGUGGCACUGAAUGCAGAGGGCACAACACUGUACUGUGCUGCUGGCAGUGUUGUUCAAAUCUGGGACCUUCGCAGAUAUGGACAGAUGGGCCGCUUGAGUGGCCAUCAAGCCCAGGUGAUGGUCCUUGCUGUGGAGAGGGAUGGUGGUGCUUCUGGCAAUGACCUGGUUAUUUCUGGCUCCAAAGACCAUUACAUUAAGGUGUUUGAGGUCAUGAAGGAUGCAGCAGGAAUCUUGAGUCCUAAGUACAACCUGGACCCUCCUCACUACGAUGGCAUUCAGUCCAUGGCCAUACAAGGCCACAUUCUCUUCAGUGGCUCUCGUGACACUUGCAUCAAGAAGUGGGACCUGGCCAGUCAGCAGCUGCAGCAGUCAGUGAACUCUGCUCACAAAGACUGGGUGUGUGCACUGGAGUUUCUGCCAGACAGCAGUGUCCUGUUGAGCGGUUGCCGUGGUGGAGUACUUAAAGCUUGGGCUGUUGACACAUUCUCUCAGCUUGCAGAAAUCCGAGCCCAUGCAUCUCCCAUUAAUGCCAUUGCCACAAAUUCCAGCAAAAUCUUCACUGCUUCCAAUGACACAGACGUGCGUGUGUGGCAGCCACGUGUCUAACUUCAUGGUGUCGGGCGCAAUCUUGUGAUUUGUUCAUCAGCACCCUUGCCUGUAUAUCAUUCAGCUCCCGUCAGUCCAUAAUUUUUGUUUAGCUAAUGGGAAAACUUUGAUGUAGGAGCGAGACAGUGAUGUUCAUAUCUGUGAGGGAGGUGUGAGAAAAUGUGUGUAAUCUAGGUGAAUGAUUGGCGUGUAUAAGGGUGGUGAGAUGUGUCUAUGAACUAGAUCAGGGGUGGAGAACUUCUAGUCAGCUGGCCAUAUAAGGCCCUCAAAAUCAUUUGAUCCGGCCCUGCCAAGGCAGCGAAACUAUGACUUGAUCAAACAUAGGCUAAAUUUUCAACUGAUAAUUUUUUAUGGCCUGCGAGUGAUCUUAUAAAUAUCCAAAUGACCCUCAGAGGAAAAAAAGUUCUCUAUCCCUAAAUUAGGUGCUCAUUUCUGUGAUAUUCACUAGGACCACUUAUUUGAAAGUCACAGUUUGCUGUGGAACAGUGCUGGAGAAUUAUUGCAGUAAUGAAGGGCAUGUGCUUGAGUGUGUUUCAUCACUAUGUAAAGUGUACUACUAACGUGCAAUAGGAGCAGAAGGUUACACGGAUGUUCCUACUACAAGUGUGAGUUGGCUGUUUAUAAUCAGUGCUGCUUUUUGUGCAAUUGUGUUUAUAUUUAUGCAAUUGUGAUAAAACCUUAAUUCUCAUCAUCUGCCAUCCCUUAAAAAAGUAUUACAUGUAUUUUCCAUUUUUUCCUUGUUGGUACAUGCUUGUAUUGUUGUUAUGAAUGCAGUCUGUGAUCAGGGUAGGUUCUUUUUCUGCUAUGCUAAUUUAUUGUUCAAAAUCUGUUGGAUACAACUAUGAACCACAUGAAAGUAAACGUGCACCAGGUUCUUGCUUCAUGGGCCAUCAGGCAAAGUGCUGGGAAAAAUCUUGUUAUGGGAGACAACAAAAUUUCAUAUUCAAAGCCAGUCCUUUCUAGUAGUUUUUUUUUUGUGAAGCAUGCUAUGCUAUUUGCUUCUGCACUUGUAUUUGAAAGUAUUUUUUCAUUUGAUGGAAAAUAAAGAUUUAUUAAGAGGUAAUGUGUAUGCGUAGCCAUUGCUGCUGUCAUGGACUAUGAUUAGUAUUUUGGGUUUAACUUGUUGCUGGUGUUUCCUCUUUAUUAAGUUGUAGGAAUAUAUAUUUCAUCUUGUUUGUCAGUGCACAUUAUUCUUUUACCUCAACUGAGAACAUUUAAAAUAAUUUUUUUUUGCAUCUCGAGUGUUUGUGGGUUUUCAUUUUAUUUCCUUCUUUUGUAUAAAUCUCUGCUGUGGAUACCUUCCUGUGGGCCUCCCCAUCUGUUUGCUGAUCAUCUUCUCCAUAACUGCAUCUCACUUCACUCAGUGACCAUACUGUUGGCAUAUGGAGACAAAGAUCCAGUCAAGACCUUUCCGACAGUUCUGACAUUGGUGACGAUCACCUUAGCACAUCACCCCAAUGAAAGGCAGCAGGCAUGACUGCAUGGUGUUUUGUGACAGGGCAGUUCCAUGACCAGUUUGUAUUUUUGAGUUUGAAAGACCAAAAUUAUGAAUGUAACUUGCACAUGAAUUGUAAGAUAUUGCACUCAAGAUGGUUGUUGGUUGAAAUAAUCAUUAAAACAGUCGUUUUGUAUUCCGGUUGCUGGGUCACGUCAGUUGUGGGUUGUGACUCCUGAUCUGCAGAGUGUUUUGUUAUUCAUGUAAAUCUAGGACCCGAGUGCUAUGGCCCAUAUGCAGCUUUUGUUUAAAAGUUAGUCAUUCCAAAAAUCAUGAUAUAAGCAAUUUCUUUAUAAGAAACAUUCCCAUCAUAUUUUAUAUAAAUGUGUUAUAGCCAUGACAUACAAAGCUUGCUUUUGUAUUGUUAUAGGGUGUCCUCGAUGUAAUAUUGAGAAAUGUGAUGUUCAGGUGAAUCUUUCUACCAUUUUUUUUUUCAGUAGACUUAAAACUCAUUAUGUGUUGAUAUUUGCUCUUUAAGGGUAGUAAUACAGAAUUUAUUCAAUGCAAAUAUGUUGCCUGUAUAGAAUAAUGUGAUAUGCUUAGUGCACUGCGGGUCGAUGAAGUGACCUAAACUUGCAAGUUGAUAUUUGGAAUCCACCAUCUUUUUUUCAGGAAGCAGUAGGCAAAAAUAUCACUAGUCUUUGCCUGUGCAAGAGAAGCAGGUUUCAGGACUGAGGAUUGUAAGAAUUAUUUUUCAAGAAAAGUCAGCUGUUGGAAAGGGUAUUAAACUAUUGAAAGAUGUUCUAGUCUUUUGAACCCGUGCCAAGAGCUGUUGGAUGUAAGAGACAUUCAAUACUGACAUAAGUUACUUUUUUGUGUAAACAAAGGUUUCUUCUCUAGACAUUCUCUUAUCAGUGCAUUUUUAUUAGCAUUCAAGAGGUAAAGGCUUGAGUUUGUGAAAGGGUUUUAUCUUUCUCAGCUUCCAUCAUCCACCCCAGUUUCAAUCAGCUACAUUCCUCUUGCUUCCAAGGUUCUUUUGACAUGGGUCAUGGACAUAGGUUGUUUUUUUUUUUUUUGUAAGAAUCAGUCAUAUCUCUCAGGGCAUAUUGUAGUGAUAUCACAAUGUCUACACAAACCUGUGCAUGCACAUAAAAAAUACUUUAAAAAAACCUCCAAAACUCUGUCCAUAUUACCUCACUGGUGAAGGUUUUAUUGUACUAAGGUAUCUGCACACCCAGCCUUUCCCCAUCUCCAUUCCAUACUCUUAAAAAGGAUACCUCUCACAUCUAGUCGAACAUGACUAUCACUCAUUAGAUAUGGUGUCUUAAACUGUCAAUGGAAAAACUGUUCCUAUUUAUUUUGGAGUGCAUGGUGUACCCUCAUGUGAGCGAGCAUCUUUGACAAGAUCUGUAGAGAACUGUUGUUACCCAAGAUAACAUUAUGUUAAAGAUUGGUGCUGUGCUCCAAAUAAAAUAUUUUUCUACAUUUCA
Messenger RNA from Pomacea canaliculata, 7248 nucleotides. Its product is annotated as kinesin-like protein KIF21A. The transcript is spliced from 32 exons. The record is from RefSeq and is a predicted model, not a curated record. NCBI's taxonomy places the organism in Eukaryota, Metazoa, Mollusca, Gastropoda, Architaenioglossa, Ampullariidae. Bases 49 to 4323 code for a protein of 1424 amino acids. Gene Ontology annotation, molecular function: microtubule motor activity; ATP binding; microtubule binding. Gene Ontology annotation, biological process: microtubule-based movement; mitotic spindle organization.